AUGACCGACGGACUUCUUCUUUUCCUCCUUUUGAUAUUGUCGUUCAGCUAUUCCGAGCAAAGGUGAGUUUCUGAUCGAAAGUGACAAUUUCAUUCGAAAUUCAUUGGGAAAAGCAUGUGAUUUUCGGUCACUUUCCAUUUUUGACCCUUAAGUUGUUUGGUUAUUUUAUGGAAAAUGUUCAGUGCAAAAUUUAGUUGAAUUGGAUUACAUGAUCUGCAGAUUUACUGUAACAGAAGGGCACCCCAACGCCGUUCAUUUAAGACCAUAUAUCUCAGCUGCCGAUGGUGAUAUCAAAAUGUAAUCAACUGAAAACAUGCUCAUUAAAACAUUGUGUACAUUUUAUCUGUUGACAAUUUUUCGAUAUCUCUACAGACAGCUGAGAUACAAUCUGUUUUUCGGAUCCGAGCGGUUGAUAGAAAAGAGCUUUUCUCAUUCAGAGGACCUCCCGGAAUCCCGGCGGCGCCCACCGAUCCGCCGCCGCCCCCUUCGAAUCCAGUGACUGUAGCGCCCGUUCGUCGGCAGCCGGCAGUCGUCCAGACGACGUGGGCGCCUCCGAUUCAGCAGACGACGCCGUGGCGACAACAACAACAGCAACCACAGCAGAACGAGUGGACGCAGAAUUGGCAGCAGGGAGGACCUCCGCCACCGCCCCCGCCGCCCGGAGAUUUUGACGACUGGGAACGGGAACGAUGGCGGCGACCGCCUUGGAUGAGACACCAUCACCAUCAUCCAUGGGGACCUCCUCCGCCAUGGGGACCUCCGCCGGGACCGCCUCCACCGGGUCCUCCGCCGCCGCCGCCGCCUUUCGGAUGGAAGCAUUGA
Molecule: messenger RNA, 822 nt
Organism: Caenorhabditis sp. 36 PRJEB53466
Lineage: Eukaryota; Metazoa; Nematoda; Chromadorea; Rhabditida; Rhabditidae
Source: the annotation of a GenBank genome assembly